Molecule: messenger RNA, 668 nt
Organism: Pelecanus crispus (Dalmatian pelican)
Lineage: Eukaryota; Metazoa; Chordata; Aves; Pelecaniformes; Pelecanidae
Source: RefSeq, a predicted model, not a curated record
UUCUGCCUCUCCCCCAUGUACUGUGCUGUCUAGAGCUUGUUUCCCCCCACCCUAUUUUUUGGUGCUUUAUUGCUGUUAUUGUUAUUAUCUUAAUUUUUCUUCUUCAUGAUGUGCUGUUAGAAACCACUCCGGGACUACUCCAGCAGUAGGAAGACCGAGGAGUGGAGUGGAUGAAUAUACCGAUGAGAGAUCCAGUAAUCCCUGGGACAAGCAUGGCUUAUCAUCCUUUUUUACCUCACCGGGCACCGGACUUUGCCAUGAGUGCUGUGUUGGGACAUCAGCCUCCCUUCUUCCCGGCUCUGGCUUUGCCUCCCAACGGGGCAGCCGCCCUCUCCCUUCCCGGGGCUCUGGCUAAACCCAUCAUGGAUCAGUUAGUGGGGGCUGCAGAGACUGGUAUCCCCUUUUCUUCCCUGGGUCACCAGGCAGCAGCCCAUCUGAGGCCUUUAAAAACUCUGGAGCCAGAAGAAGAGGUGGAAGAUGACCCGAAAGUGCAUCUGGAAGCCAAAGAGCUUUGGGAGCAAUUCCAUAAAAGAGGCACGGAGAUGGUGAUUACCAAAUCGGGAAGGAGAAUGUUUCCUCCAUUUAAAGUGAGAUGCACUGGACUGGAUAAAAAGGCCAAGUACAUUUUAUUGAUGGAUAUUGUGGCGGCUGAUGAUUGUAGGUACAAA